CUUGUUAUGAGUCACGUUAAAGCGUGGUCUCGUUCCCUGACAUCAGCUACAGCGCGGUGUGCAGGAUGAGCUCUGGCAAUGGGGCGAGGAGGAAAGUCGGGAAGCAGCAUUUCAACAACACGGUGGCGUUUGACCCUGAAACCCUGGCUGAGGUUCAGGGUCUUUUCAGUAAAGUAAGAAGCUAUGUGAAACCUGCCAGUGGGGAGUGGGGCCUCCCCGACCCAAACGUGGCUCUAAGACAACCUGCGGAGCAGCACUGCCGCCUGCAGGCCCUGAAGGCAUCGCUGAACGACGUGAAGAACCAGCUCAGUGACAAGAACGUCCAGGUAUGGCAUCAGCACACCAACUCCACCAACCGAGCGGGGACGGUGAUCUCCGCCGUGCGCUCUGCGGCCAACGCAGAGAUCUGCACUCAGGCCUGGUGCAAGUUCUCCGAGAUCCUGGGGAGCUUUAGACUUCUCCCAGAGGAGGCCCUUCAGAACGGAGAGCUGAACACGGUCCAUCUGUGUGAAGCUCCAGGGGCUUUCAUAACCUCUCUGAACCACUACACCAAAACCAGCGAGUCCACGCGUUACUGUGACUGGAGCUGGGCCGCCAACACUCUCAACCCGUACCACGAGGCCAACGGCGGCAGCACCACCAUCGCGGAUGAUCGGCUGAUUGCCAACACUCUGCCCUGGUGGUUCUUCGGCUCUGACAACACGGGCAACAUCAUGAUCCAGAAACAUUUGCUGGAGCUGCAGGCGUUUGUGGCUAACAUGCGUACAGUGGACGUGGUGACGGCAGAUGGAAGCUUCGACUGUCAGGAGAAGCCUGAUGAGCAGGAGGCGCUGGUGGCGUCGCUGCACUACUGCGAGGUCACAGCUGCACUGCUGCUGCUGAGCCCCGGGGGCUCCUUCGUGCUCAAGAUGUUCACUCUGUAUGAGCACUCCUCCGUCUGCCUCCUCUACCUGCUGAACUGCUGUUUCCGCUCCGUCAACGUCUUCAAACCUGCCACCAGCAAGUCGGGAAACUCUGAGGUUUAUGUGGUGUGUCUGGACUAUGAGGGCAAGGAAGCCGUGAGGCCUCUGCUCUCCAAACUGAUCCGUAACUACGGCCCACAGCUGGCGGACCGAGAGGCACUUUUCCCAAACUCGCACCUCCCAGAGUCGUUUUUGAAGCAGCAUGAAGAAGUGUGCUCGUACUUCACCAGGCUGCAGGUGGAGACGAUCACAGAAAACCUGCGACUGUUUGGAGCAAUGAGCAGCGAGCAGAGGCAGCGGCUCGACUUCAUCAGAGACGGAACCGCUCAGGAGUAUCUGCUGCGCUUCCAGGUGAGCUACCUCCAGCGGAGUCGAUGGGUCUCUCGAAACACGGUGAGUCCCGCGUGCUGCAACGUCUCAGCGGGACGGCCUCUGGGACAGAAGAAGCAAACAGGCUCCUUCAACGAGCGCAGGGAGUUGCAGACCUUGAGCUGGAGGGAACGCAUCGAGAGGGGUUGCCAUGCCGCCUCGAUACAGAAACACUGCGCCCAGACCAGAGGGACCGGCAGCGUACUGCAAGGACCCCGGUCCGAGUGUCACGUGGACUCAUGGUACGUUAUUGCAGGGGCUGCUCUGCCUGCAGUGAGAAACUCUGCGUUCUGUGAAGGAGGGCUGCUGAACCACCUGAACGACGCUCUGACGGACACAGCAGCGGACUGGACUCCUCGCUGUCACUCUUGCCAUGGCGCUUGCUGGGCCUCCAUCAUGUCCGACGUUGCAGGCCUUUGCGUCUCAAAAGCAGGGGACAAUAAGCAGAGACAGUGCCUGGUGUUUGGCAGCCAAUCAGCGUGGGGGGCUGGUGAAAGCCAACAUGGGGAUUUAGUUUUAACAUUUUCUGCAGAGCCCUCAGCUCCUCACAGAGAUCUGGUGGCGCUGCACGACGGGGAGCCGCGGUACCAGCAGCAGCUCUUAGCGUGUGUGGUGUGUUCCCUGCAGACCCUCACCUCGGGGGACGCCCUGCUGCUGCCCGUGUUCUCUGCCCUCACCCGAGUCACCGCAGCUGUCGUGCUCUGCCUGCAUGCGUGUUUUAGCUCUGUCUCGUUCAGGUGUCCUUCACCUUCGGGGAUUACUGGGGCAGUUCUUGUAUGUGUUGGCUUCUGCCCUGAAGCUGCUGCACGGAUACUUCCUGUUCUCAGCGACGUCCACAGCUGCAUGGGUCAGGGGUUGAGAGAAGAGGAGGGUGACAAUGUGCCGUCUGGGUGUGACAGUCAGGUGCUGCAGUUUGUUCCCAUGGAAGAGAUGCUCACAGGAGGACUGACUGACUUCUUGCGGACCAUGAACUCUGAAAUCAUCCAACAGAAGCUGCAUCUGCUCAUGCAAUCAUAGUGCAGUUUAGUGAGCUGUGACGCCCUUCAUCGCUUCACAAGCUGUCUCAUUAUGUCUGUGUUAUUCUCGUUGAAUCAGAACACUGUUCAGCUACAUGUCCCUCCAGCAGUUAAUCACUGAAUCACUUCUGUAUGCCAAUAUAAAAAGACUACAACACUGAUUAGGCUUUGCACUGCGAACACAUUUCAGGCUCAAAAUGAACACAUUUACAGAGAGGACCAAAUCAAUGCAGCAAAACCAGAGAUAUUAUCUUUUUUUCUCCAUUUAUUCUUCCUGAAUUAUUUGUUAGUAUAUAUUCCUACUUUCACAAUUCAGGAAUAAUACGUUAUUUCAUAAUGCCUUUUGUACUUUGUAUUUAAUUUGUAUAUUAAGGGUUUACAUUUCUGAAAAUAUGUAAUCAUUUGUAAUAGUGACACUUGAAGUACAUAUGUGCUGAUAUCAUUGAUAUGAUUCAAUCAUCUUAUAUUUAUCCACCACACGUAUCAGUUGGGCUUUAAUGCAAAAGUCCAAACCGUGAAGUUAAAUAAGGUAAACCUUCACUUCGCCACAAAUUCUCUCAAAUCUUUUAUUAUCUCAGUUUCAACUAAAUCCAAGUCUGCUAAAGCCUUUACUCAUCCUGCAGGCGAGAACAACAUUGUCUCAUGAUACAAAUUUGCAGUGCAUGAAAAUUCAAAUUACUUUCAGCACUUGAUCAGCAGAACUCAUCCGUGACUGAAUCCUUGAGGGGAUUUGAGGGAGGAGUGAGCAAACAACAGUCCAACCCGCAGCAGCAAGCCUCCUGUCAGUCACAGAUGGUUUGCGCUGAAAUCCACCUCACAGAGAGCCGCCAUGCAGUUUUACCCCAACGAGCCCGUUGUGUUUUACAAAACAUUGUUUUAUCCCAGGAUGUUCGAGAUCGUUUUCUGUUUUUGCCAUCAUGCAACACACAGGGGACUUCCUGUUAAACAAAUAAUGUCUAUCUUUUAUUUCCAGUGAGAAAAAACAUAAUUCCACAUAUGAAAUAUGAUAGUCACUGAAAUGUUUUAUCCUGCAUGAGCAACUCACUAAGGGGCUUUUAAGAAAAUAAACAAUAUCAGAAUAUUCGCUUCACUACAUGCACAUGUUUACAUUUUUAGGGUUCUGGUUUAUAAUAUAACAACGUUGUUACUGAGGAGUUUAUUUUCCAACUAAAACAAUAAAAAUGUGCACU
This is a messenger RNA of Notothenia coriiceps (black rockcod), 3537 nucleotides long. RefSeq names its product cap methyltransferase 2 (gene cmtr2). The transcript has 3 exons. The record is from RefSeq and is a predicted model, not a curated record. Gene Ontology annotation, molecular function: methyltransferase cap1 activity. Lineage: Eukaryota; Metazoa; Chordata; Actinopteri; Perciformes; Nototheniidae. Gene Ontology annotation, biological process: methylation; 7-methylguanosine mRNA capping. The coding region runs from base 66 to 2348 and encodes 760 amino acids. Gene Ontology annotation, cellular component: cytoplasm; nucleus.